Diorhabda sublineata is the source of this 1623-nucleotide messenger RNA. RefSeq names its product mitochondrial import inner membrane translocase subunit TIM14. NCBI's taxonomy places the organism in Eukaryota, Metazoa, Arthropoda, Insecta, Coleoptera, Chrysomelidae. The transcript has 3 exons. Gene Ontology annotation, biological process: protein import into mitochondrial matrix. Gene Ontology annotation, cellular component: PAM complex, Tim23 associated import motor. Bases 99 to 458 code for a protein of 119 amino acids. The record is from RefSeq and is a predicted model, not a curated record. Gene Ontology annotation, molecular function: ATPase activator activity.
AAAUAAAAAUUCUUAACCACAAAUUAUAUAUAGGUUAUAAUUUGUAAUUGAAAUACGUCUCGGUCAAAUGUGAAUAUUAUUUAAAAAUUAUCGUGAAAAUGGUGAAUAUAAUAUUAGCUGGAUUAGGACUGGCAGCUGUAGGAUUUGCUGGUAAAUACGCAUUGAGGCAAAUACCAAAUGCCGCUAAAACUUUUAACGAAGCAAUGAAGAAUCUUCCGAAAUUUGAUUCGACUACAGUGGCAAAUUCUAAAUAUUAUAAAGGAGGGUUCGACCAAAAAAUGAAUAGGAGAGAAGCAGCAUUGAUAUUAGGAAUUUCACCGAGUGCGAAUAAGGCAAAAAUUAAAGAAGCCUUUAAAAGAGUGAUGGCUGUUAAUCAUCCAGACAGAGGUGGAUCUCCAUAUAUUGCGUCGAAAAUAAACGAGGCGAAGGAUUUUUUAGAAAAACAUUCUAGGAAUUGAAAUAGUUUAAUGAAUUGUACAUAUAUAUAUAUAAAAAAAAGUCUUAACAAUAAAUUACGUGAUAUAGACUAGAGUAGUGUGCGUGAAAUAUUUGAAAAAAUUCAAUUCUUUAUUUGUUUAAUCCUAUAUUUUGUUCUUAAUCUAGAAAUAGUGGAAUUCGAUAAAUUUCCAGAAAGUUUAAAUACUUCCUAAAACAAAACAUAAAACUAUAUAAAUCGAUCUGUUCCUUUCGCUCCAUGUGGAAAUUGUUCCAUGCGUAGAACUGUCAAAUGUCAAAAACAAAGAUGCGUUGGUGAGGUUAGGUACUACAAAGUCGAAAAGAAUGAAACUAUGACUUCAUACAGCAAAAUAUUUCCAAUUUUAAUUAUAUUGACACAACAUAGAAGAUUAUAUUGAUAUUUAGUAGUACUUCCUUUCGGUUUAUGUGAAAAUUGUUCUAUGCGCAGAACUGUCACUGUCAAAUGUCAAAAACAAAGGUGCGUUUGUAAGGUUAUAGGUUACUAAGUCUAUGAAAAAGUGUAAUUAUGACGUCAUACACUCCGAUCGUGAUUAGAACAGUCUGUAAGAAAACUUUUCAGCUAAUGAGAAAAUAAAAAAUUAUCAGCUUGUUAAUUGUGUUUAAUUUUUCAUCCUAAACAUAUAUCAGAAAUAAUUUGAAAUCGAUUAUCAAUUUCUAAGAGAAAAAAAGAAUUGGAAGGAAUCGAUUAUCAAUUGCUAAAGAAUCGGAAUGAAUUCAAAUCGAUUAUUCAUUUCAUAGACAAAAAAUCGUUUCAAAAAGUAUUGCGUCACUCGACUUGACAGCAGUAUAUUUCUAUGAUCCAGAGUAAUACAGAAAUUUGAAAAAAGUGGAAGAAUGAGGUUAUGUUUUAUUUAAUAUCAACGAAAUACAGCAAAAAUCGAUUCUUUAUUCGGAUUUGUAAAGAAUUUGUUUUUAUUUUCGAAAUUUUUAUUCAUUUAAUCAUUCCCUAUGGAAGAAAUAACUUAUCAACAAUUUUAUAUCGUGUUUUGGGGGUUAUUUUACUCAAAAUCAAUAAAAACAUACAUUUAAACAAUUUGUUUGUCAUAUUUCAAGUUUUGCCACUAAAAGUCACCUGUCAAAAUUAUGAGUAUGUGAGGUUAGGUUAUAACAAGUCUAUUGUAGAAUGAGGUUAUGUUUUGUACAAUA